GCUGCGAGAGCGCGCAGACCUCAAUCCGCGAUGUUGAAUCACAUGCAAACAACGGGACUGUUAAGGAUGUUCGGGGUCGCGGAUGUUGGACUUGACGCUGUUUUGCUCAAAAUGCAAGAUUUGGUGAAAACACUGCGUUCUUUUCCACAAGAAUUGAAUGAUGAUGAGAACGAUUACAACUGGAGGUGGAUGAAGGCUUGCUGAUGACCUCACCGGGCAGACAUGUGAUCUCUGAAACUGCAGAGCUUUGGUUACACUGGGGAAUUGAAUUACUGUUACCUGUUGAGCACGGAGGCAAAAACUAUGUCAAAUCUAAUCUAUCGAGUCAAAGGGCUCAUCCCUUCCCCAGAGUGGCGCGGCCGAGAGAAGCAUCUCUUUCAUCAUUUAGCAGAAGAUAAAAUGAUUCUGCGGCAGGGUAGCCUGGAGGCAUGUUAACCUGCGGUUGUGAUGGCGCCAUCUCUCCGCAAUAUGACUUGAAUGACACAUUCAGGGAUGGAUAUCAGGAACAGAACAACAGCCUUCGACAGCGGCUCUUCGGACGAGGCUUCCUCAAGUCAAGUCCUGACGGGUUGUUUCCUCUCGCUCCUCAUCCUCACCACACUGUUGGGCAACACGCUGGUCUGCGCAGCCGUUAUCAAGUUCCGCCACUUGCGCACCAAAGUCACCAACUUUUUUGUCAUCUCGCUGGCUGUGUCAGACCUCUUGGUGGCCAUUUUGGUGAUGCCUUGGAAGGCGGUGAGCGAGAUCGCCGGUUUCUGGCCAUUCGGUUGCUUCUGCGACACCUGGGUGGCCUUCGACAUCAUGUGCUCUACAGCUUCCAUUCUCAACCUCUGCGUGAUCAGCCUGGACCGCUACUGGGCUAUCUCCAGCCCCUUUCGCUACGAGCGCAAAAUGACACCCAAGGUGGCGUUUGUGAUGAUUAGCGCGGCGUGGACGCUGUCCGUCCUCAUUUCCUUCAUUCCAGUGCAGCUCAACUGGCACAAGGCUCAAACGACAUCUUUCAGCUCACUCUCUUCUACGGCCUCCACCUUUCUGAGAUCGAACGUGACAUCAGAGAACUGUGACUCCAGCCUGAACAGGACCUACGCUAUCUCCACCUCGUUCAUUAGCUUCUACAUCCCCGUCGCCAUCAUGCUGGUCACCUACACCCAAAUCUACCGCAUUGCGCAAAGGCAAAUCAGGAGGAUCUCCGCCUUGGAGCGAGCGGCCGAGAGCGCCAAGAACAGGCACGACAGCAUGGGCGGAGGCUCUAGCAUCGCCGAUUCGGAGAGCUCGUUCAAGAUGACCUUCAAGAGGGAGACCAAAGUACUGAAGACGCUUUCCGUGAUCAUGGGCGUGUUCGUGUGCUGCUGGCUCCCGUUUUUCGUGCUCAACUGCAUGGUGCCCUUCUGCGAGCAGUCGAGUGGGGGGAAGGCUUUCCCCUGCAUCAGCCCCACCACCUUUGACGUGUUCGUGUGGUUCGGCUGGGCUAAUUCCUCCCUCAACCCCAUCAUCUAUGCCUUCAAUGCAGAUUUUCGCAAGGCCUUCUCCAUCCUGCUGGGCUGCCACAAACAAUUUCCAGGAGGCCACAACAUCGAGACAGUUAGUCUAAACAAAAAAUGACUCACGCCUCGCUCAGAGGACUGACUCAUCCGCAGAGGGGUCCAAGCGUCCCCCCAUUAAUGCCAGUCGGAUUGCCUUCGAACAGAGAUGCUGCUCUGUGUGUGUUAGUGACUUCAAGGCGUUGACCCUGCGUGGAUCCUCAUGGUUGGACUGGGCAAGUGGCCCGACUCCGGGCAAACUGUCAGAGUGAGCAUGCUGACUUCAUGUCUUUGCAUGGCAAGAGAGCCCAGAUGAGAGGAGGGGAUUUGGGGAUUGAGAUUACGACUCUUUGCUGUUAUGCCAGGGAGCGCUGCGGUACUGAGAGGCCCGUGGAAUAGAUAAUCCCAUGACUGGGCAGCGUACGCCAGACACUGCUCGCUUCAGUAGCAUCGCACCAUACUCAGCAUACAGCAGCAUGUCCACCACGCCAGAGAGAUACCGUAGAUUAAAAAAGUAUGUCACCAAUCUGCUUUUACACUGGAAAAUGUUGAUAAAAUACAAUUUACCAUUUAAUCACUGAUUGUUAUUAUGUUAGAAGGCUCUUUCAGACCCGCAACCUGAAUUUCAUUCUGAAGUUGUCAGUGCAUCAAAACAUUCAGGUUGUGUCUUAUUGUUCUCACCCCAAAAUAUAAUUUUUCAGAUCCAUUUUCAACUUUAUCAUGUCUGCCCUCUUUGUUUGAAUUGGUUUUACAAAAAAGGGGCUCACAUUGCCGCAUAUGUUAGGGAAAAGGCAAAGACAACCUUUGCGCUACUUUUAUGCUUGUCUAUGAGAUCAUAGAGAAUUGCAUUUCAAACGUUUAUGUCUGGCGGCCCGGUUAGCGCGUCGACCUCACAGUGCAGAGGUCGUGGGUUCGAUCCCGGCCGGCUCCG
Messenger RNA from Hippocampus comes (tiger tail seahorse), 2451 nucleotides. RefSeq names its product D(1) dopamine receptor-like. The record is from RefSeq and is a predicted model, not a curated record. The transcript is spliced from 2 exons. Gene Ontology annotation, cellular component: plasma membrane. NCBI's taxonomy places the organism in Eukaryota, Metazoa, Chordata, Actinopteri, Syngnathiformes, Syngnathidae. Gene Ontology annotation, biological process: positive regulation of MAPK cascade; G protein-coupled dopamine receptor signaling pathway; adenylate cyclase-activating adrenergic receptor signaling pathway. The coding region runs from base 478 to 1602 and encodes 374 amino acids. Gene Ontology annotation, molecular function: dopamine neurotransmitter receptor activity, coupled via Gs; G protein-coupled receptor activity.